AUGGCAUUCGCGUGGAAAGCCGCGGGAAUCACCUACAACCGCUACCUAGCCGUCGCCUCCCGCACCGUCCGCCGAUCGCUAAAGGAGGGUCCAAGAUUACAAGCAGAGCGCAGAGGAGAGAUGGACCUGCGAUUUGCGAAGUGGCAGAAUGGCAAGCAGGGUGACCUGAAGAAUUUGGGUGAGGCCAACGAGGCGGCUGCUGCUCAGCAGGCCAAGACGGAAUAG
Cyphellophora europaea CBS 101466 is the source of this 225-nucleotide messenger RNA. RefSeq lists its product as uncharacterized. Gene Ontology annotation, cellular component: mitochondrial inner membrane. Gene Ontology annotation, biological process: proton motive force-driven mitochondrial ATP synthesis. The record is from RefSeq and is a predicted model, not a curated record. The transcript is spliced from 3 exons. Lineage: Eukaryota; Fungi; Ascomycota; Eurotiomycetes; Chaetothyriales; Cyphellophoraceae. Bases 1 to 225 code for a protein of 74 amino acids. Gene Ontology annotation, molecular function: proton-transporting ATP synthase activity, rotational mechanism.